Messenger RNA from Danio aesculapii, 2300 nucleotides. RefSeq names its product hydroxysteroid (17-beta) dehydrogenase 2 (gene hsd17b2). The record is from RefSeq and is a predicted model, not a curated record. Bases 2 to 1147 code for a protein of 381 amino acids. NCBI's taxonomy places the organism in Eukaryota, Metazoa, Chordata, Actinopteri, Cypriniformes, Danionidae. The transcript has 5 exons. Gene Ontology annotation, molecular function: oxidoreductase activity.
CAUGGAGGAGGCUGUGGAAGGUUGUGUUGGGCUUGUGUAUGAUCUGCUGAUGGUCAUCUGCGUUGGCUUUCUGCUUCUGCGAAUCGCUCAGGGACGGUCAGUGAGGUGGUUUGUGCUUCUGCUGGUUUCUGGAGGGAUUUUGAGCUGUUUGGUGCAUUCAAGUGCACUUAAAAUAGGGCUCAUGAGUGUGCUGUGUAGUGUGGUCCACUAUGCGGAGCGAGAUGUCAUGAUGACUACUGCCAACAAGGCUGUACUCAUCACGGGUUGUGACUCAGGGUUCGGUCAUGAACUGGCCCAGGUUUUGGACCGUGCGGGGAUGCGUGUGUUUGCAGGAGUUCUGGAUGAACUCAGUCCUGGAGCUCUGAAACUGAAAGAAUCUGCAUCUGUAAACCUCACCGUCCUGCAGUUAGACAUCACCAACAACACACAGAUCUCACAAACACAUCAGUUCAUCAAGAGCCAAACUGGCAAAACGGGACUCUGGGCGCUGGUGAACAAUGCGGGAGUGCUGGGGUACGUCUGCGAUGGGGAAAUUCUGCCAAUGAAAAUGUAUAAAUCGUGCUUGGACGUGAAUUUCCUGGGCAGCGUGGUGAUGACGCAAACAUUUCUGCCUCUGAUACGACAAUGCAGAGGAAGAGUGAUCAACAUCACCAGUAUGGCAGGAGAAGUUCCUCUUGUUGGGUUUGCAGGUUAUGGUGCGUCGAAAGCAGCGUUGAGCGUUUACAGCGGAGCGAUCAGACAAGAGCUGUCCCGCUGGGGAGUCAGAGUCAUCACCGUUCAGCCUGGAGCUUUCAGAACCAAUAUCCUGGGCAGCAGUGAGCAGUGGGAGCGCGCUCAGGAGCAGAUCUUCAGUGGUUUAUCAGAGGAGGUGAAGGACUCUUACGGUGAAGAAUACAUUCACUCGAUGCAGAAGCGGCUGCUGGAUAUGUCUUCAGUAUCAAGCGAAGACAAGGGGCCGUUUCUGCAGUCUUUAAAGCACGCGAUACUGUCCUCCAACCCUAAACACUUCUACUACCCCGGGGCCGGAGCGUGGGUGCUGACUCUACUGUACAGAUACUGUCCGACGGCACUGUCUGAUAAAAUCUUCUCCGGGAUGUUUCUGAGCAGCGUCCAGCCUGCAGAACUCGCCGCAGCGACUCCACAUUAAACCUUUAGGCGUUUUGCACAUUGGUUUACAUGAUGAUGAUCUUUUAGGAGGGGUUGGUAGUGCAAACGUAUAUAUAAUGUUUAUUCGUUGAUGGCUUUUGUGAAAUCACAGACGAAUGGCUGAAACCUGAGGCAAAUUAGUGCUUGUAAUGGUCACAGUAUACAUUAUCAGAGUCACAGUCUGAGAGAUUCCUGCUGCAUAAAAUUAAUGAAAAAAAUAUAUGUUAGCGGUGACCCACAGCCAAUGAGACCGCAAGAUUUAGGGUAGUAAGAAAUUUGGGGAGGAGUUAUGGACCUACAGUCAUUAAGAGAUAGCAAGAUUUAGGACAGCUGGAAAUUGGGAGAGGGGUUAUAGAUCUACAGCCAAUGAGAGAGCAAGAAAUAGGGCAGCUAUAAAUUGGAGGAGGGACUUACAGCCAAUGAGAGCAAGAUUUAGUGUGGAGGGAAAUUUGGGGAGGAGUUACAGCUAGAUUUACAGUGCAUCCGGAAAGUAUUGAUAGCGCUUUACUUUUUCCACAUUUGUUUGUGUUACAGCCUUAUACCAAAAUGGCAUAAAUUCAUGUAUUUCCUCAACAUUCUACACACAAUCCCCCAUAAUGACAAUGUGGAAAAAGAGUUUUAGAAAUCAUUGCAAAGUUAUAAAAAAAUAAAAAAGCUUAAAAAUCAUGCGUACAUCAGUAUUCACAGCCUUGCUCAAUACUUUGUUGAUGCACCUUUGGCAGUGAUUACAGCCUCAAGUCUUUCUAAAUAUGAUGCCACAAGCUUGGCACACCUGUCUUUGGGAAUUUUGGCCCAUUCCUCUUUGCAGUACCUCUCAAACACUAUCAGGUUGGAUGGGAAGCGACGGUGUACAGCCAUUUUCAGAUCUCUCCAGAGAUGUUCAAUAGGAUUUAGGUCUGGGCUCUGGCAGGGCCACUCAAGGACAUUCAUCGAGUUGUUGUGAAGCCACUACAUUGAUAUUUUGGCAGUGUGCUUUGGCUCAUUGUCCUGCUGGAAGAUGAACCGUCGCCCCUGCAUUGUUUGGUUAAUUUCAUUAAUGUGAUACUACCUUAAUGAUUAUUUCCAAUUUAAAAACAAUAACACUGACGUCUGGCACAUCAUUCGUUUUAAGAAUUGGUUAAGAAACUCAGGUCAGGAUCUACUACUGUUUUCAA